ACUAAGAACAAGUAUAUAAUCUCAUCGUUUGCUCUUCGAUUGUGAGAUGACUCCAUGUGACUGACCUCCACUGCUUCAUAAAACAAAACAGACAAGCUCAGGACCUUCUAUAACGAUCGAUCGUCACCACGAUGGGUGAAGGCGGAACACUUGCGCUCGUCAACGGCACACCAUACAAAUGGAUCCGAACAAAUCAGAGCAGCUAUCAGAUGAACUCUUGGAACCUCCCUGAAUGGCUCGACCCAGGCACUGUAACAAGCAAUUACGUUGAGUUCAAGCAAGGCCUGUUCGUAGAGCGCUCAGACACCAGAGGUAUCACUGCAUAUACCUUACAAGGAACGGACUGCUCGUUUCGCAUCCAUAUCUCCGAUGCUCCAUCCCGAAUCUGGGUGGAGCUUGUAUCAUUAGAAGCAGUUAACAACCCAAGGGGUUCUUCGAUACAGCUAGGGUGGCGACAUGAUGGCAUUGUAAGCUUCGUACUUUCGGGAAAGCAAGGCAGCUUCCACACGACCAAUCCUCCUGUCGGUUGGAUGCACCAAAACCUUGCCACUUUAGGACCUCGACCGCUGUCACAAAUUUGCAUGCUUGGCAGCCAUGACUCUGGCAUGUCUUUUGUAUCCCACAGUGACAUACCAAGCGGGCUGAUCGACGACUACGUGCUUUGCCAGGCCACUCCGGUUCACGGACAGCUUGCGUACGGCGCUCGUUACUUCGAUAUCCGUCCUCAAAUCUCUGGCGGUGGUUUCUGGACGGGUCACUACACGGGCAAGAUUGGAGCCCGCGGGGAGUCACUGGCCAGCAUCAUCUCUGGUGUUAAUUCGUUCCUGUCGCAAUACCCAGAGCUGGUAAUUCUUAAUUUCUCACACACCCUCCAGACCGAUGUCGGAGGUGAUUGGAGGAAAUUCAAUGAUAAUGAGUGGCGCAGACUUCUGGGCGAGUUGCUGAAGCUUGAGAACCGAUAUGUGGUACAAGACGAGAAGAAGGCGCAAGACCUAAGCCUUAUUCCACUUCAGGAUUUUAUCGGCAACGGGCGUGGAGCGGUCGUCUGCGUCGUGGAAAACGAAGGUCUUGAUAUGAGAGACUUUAAGAACAAGGGGUUCUACAAGCCUUCACAGCUCAACGUUUACAACCAAUAUUCUAACACGGACGACGCAGUAGUCAUGGUCAGCGAUCAGAUCAACAAAAUGAAAGGACACAUGCCUACUAAAGACAAACAACUCUUUCUGCUGUCCUGGACGCUGACACAGCAAGCCCCAUCCUGGAACGGCAACCUUGUGGACUUUGCUACCAAGGUGGUCGCAUUCCUGAAACCAAUUCGAGUAUUGGCAUAUACCUGCAACAAGGAACUGGUGACGCGUCUACUCCCCGUGGUUAACAAUACUUCCUUUCCUAAUGUUGUCUACAUCGAUUAUGUUGAUAACUCAGACUAUACCGCUCUUGUGGUGGCGGUUAACGAUAAAGUAUUUAACAAUUGAGAACAGCAUCUAUACAUGAAUGUACUAUUUCUUUCACAUGUCCAUAACCAGUUACAUGAAGGGAUGAAGUGCCAUUUGUAACUCACAAUCUUAUGAGGAGAAGAACCAUAGGAUCAUUUAGCAGUGAAUGAUGCCCACUUCAUUGAUGCAUUGUACUUGGGCAGAUAUCCCUGAACUAAGCUAGUGAGAGCCUUGUAAUAAUUGAGAGGAUAAUUCAUAUCCUUUUUAAACUUUCCAGCUCUUGGCUCUAGUCGUUAUAAAGUUCUACUUAUCGACAUCCUUGUCAAUGAUAAAGACACGGCCAAUCUUUGCAAAGUCCUCUUCCUCGCUCCGAGCUUUCACGUCUAACCCUUUGAAAACAUCUGUACUAACGACCAGGUUCGCGAUGAAGAGAGCCUCAUCGUUACCGACAUUCUCAGAACGAACGUGGUGGCAGCCUGGAGCCUCAUACCAGCUCUCACCUGGCCCGUAC
Fusarium odoratissimum NRRL 54006 is the source of this 1947-nucleotide messenger RNA. RefSeq lists its product as uncharacterized. Gene Ontology annotation, biological process: lipid metabolic process. The record is from RefSeq and is a predicted model, not a curated record. The coding region runs from base 132 to 1475 and encodes 447 amino acids. Gene Ontology annotation, molecular function: phosphoric diester hydrolase activity. NCBI's taxonomy places the organism in Eukaryota, Fungi, Ascomycota, Sordariomycetes, Hypocreales, Nectriaceae. The transcript has 2 exons.